ACGCCCAGCAGCUGACCGGCUAAAGUCAGUCAGGGCUUUGUGCUCUUUAUUCGUGUGUCUGCUCGCCAGCGUGGAGCAUUCACUUUGUUUUAGUUGACUUCAUUUUAAGUCGUUGUCCUCUCUUAGUAUUUGUGUGAAAAUGCAGUCUUCUCGCGCGCCCCUUUCCGCCUACAACGAGAACAAGAUGAGCGCUGACGUCAGCAAGAUGGCGCUGGACAAGGAGAACACGCCUCCAAGCCUGAACACGACGCGCAAAUUGGCGUCCAAAACCGCCCGCAAAAUCUUCCCCCAGUCUCCGCUGAAAGGCGUCAAGAAUGGUGGCGGCGAGGAGGCGGAGCCUCUGCUGAAGGACAACCCCCGUCGCUUUGUGAUCUUCCCCAUCCAAUACCACGACAUCUGGCGCAUGUACAAGAAGGCCGAGGCGUCUUUCUGGACCGCCGAGGAGGUGGAUCUGUCCAAGGACACGCAGCACUGGGAAGUUCUGAAGGAAGACGAGAAGUUUUUCAUCUCUCACGUGUUGGCCUUUUUUGCUGCCAGCGACGGCAUCGUCAAUGAGAACCUGGUGGAGCGCUUCACGCAGGAAGUUCAGGUGACGGAGGCGCGCUGCUUCUACGGCUUCCAGAUCGCCAUGGAGAACAUCCACUCGGAGAUGUACAGCCUCCUCAUCGACACAUACAUCAAAGACCCCAAAGAAAGAGAAUACCUAUUCAACGCCAUUGAGACCAUGCCGUGCAUCAAGAAGAAAGCCGACUGGGCGCUCAACUGGAUCGGCAACAAGAACGCCACCUACGGCGAGCGCGUGGUGGCCUUUGCCGCCGUGGAGGGCAUCUUCUUCUCCGGGUCCUUCGCCGCCAUCUUCUGGCUGAAGAAACGCGGCCUGAUGCCCGGACUCACCUUCUCCAACGAGCUCAUCAGCAGAGAUGAGGGUCUCCACUGCGACUUUGCGUGUCUAAUGUUCAAGCACCUGGUCAACAAGCCGUCCAUGGACACUGUGACAUCCAUCAUCAAAAACGCAGUAGAGAUCGAGCAGGAGUUCCUGACUCAGGCGCUGCCGGUCAAGCUGAUCGGGAUGAACUCAGAGCUGAUGAAGCGCUACAUCGAGUUUGUGGCCGACCGCCUCAUGAUGGAGCUCGGCUUCGCCAAGCUGUUCUGCGUGGAGAACCCGUUCGACUUCAUGGAGAACAUCUCCCUGGAGGGCAAGACCAACUUCUUCGAGAAGCGUGUCGGCGAGUACCAGCGUAUGGGUGUCAUGUCCGCCACCACGGACAACACAUUUACACUGGACGCAGACUUCUGAACACACCCGUUUUCUCUCGUUGCCAUGGAAACCUCAGGCCGUUUACAUGUUCACCCUAUCAGGACACAAAUUGUACAUUUGAUGUAAUAUACUUAUGACUUGUUUUAAGUUUCUUUUAGUUUGUUGUACAUUUGUGUAUUAAAGCUCCCACUUUUUUAAUCGAAUGUUCG
This is a messenger RNA of Phycodurus eques (leafy seadragon), 1467 nucleotides long. Its product is annotated as ribonucleoside-diphosphate reductase subunit M2-like. Gene Ontology annotation, cellular component: cytosol. The record is from RefSeq and is a predicted model, not a curated record. The coding region runs from base 140 to 1297 and encodes 385 amino acids. The transcript is spliced from 10 exons. Gene Ontology annotation, biological process: deoxyribonucleotide biosynthetic process. Gene Ontology annotation, molecular function: ribonucleoside-diphosphate reductase activity, thioredoxin disulfide as acceptor. Lineage: Eukaryota; Metazoa; Chordata; Actinopteri; Syngnathiformes; Syngnathidae.